This is a messenger RNA of Catharus ustulatus (Swainson's thrush), 1005 nucleotides long. RefSeq names its product myozenin 2 (gene MYOZ2). The record is from RefSeq and is a predicted model, not a curated record. The transcript is spliced from 5 exons. Gene Ontology annotation, cellular component: actin cytoskeleton; Z disc. Gene Ontology annotation, molecular function: telethonin binding; actin binding; FATZ binding. NCBI's taxonomy places the organism in Eukaryota, Metazoa, Chordata, Aves, Passeriformes, Turdidae. Bases 23 to 814 code for a protein of 263 amino acids.
AAAAUCGUAUCAGAAAAUCACAAUGUUAUCAGAUUCUGCCCUGGCCAAAGAGAGGAAAGAGCAAGCAUCAGCCAUUAUGGAUGAAAUACACAGAAAUGCCUCACCCAGCCUGAACCUUGGGAAAAAGGUCAGCACACCCAGAGAUAUCAUGGUGGAGGAAUUGUCGACGCUCAGCAACAGAGGGGCCAGGCUCUUCAAGCGACGGCAGCGGAGAUCUGACAAGUACACAUAUGAAAAUUAUCAUUAUGUGGCAAACAAGCCAAGAAAUCGUGGAGAGCCCAUCCCCAGUGUCAGAAUGGAUGGCCUCAGUGUGGAAGGAAUCCCCCAGCAUGCCCCAAUGACACCUCCCAACACACCUGACCCCCGGAGCCCUCCUCACCCUGACAACAUCGCCCCAGGAUAUUCUGGACCACUGAAAGAAAUUCCUCCUGAAAAGUUCAACACUACUGCUGUGCCAAAGUAUUACCAGUCUCCCUGGAUAGAAGCCAUCAGGGAUGAUCCAGAACUGCUGGAAGCUUUAUAUCCCAAACUUUUUACACCUGAAGCAAAGCCAGAACUGCCUGACUACAGGAGCUUUAACAGAGUUGCCACUCCCUUUGGUGGUUUUGAGAGAGCAUCAAAGCUGGUUAAAUUCAAGGUACCAGAUUACAACAUGCUGAUGCUAAACGAUCCCAGAUUCAUGAUCCUUGCAAACCCUCUUGCUGCCAGAAGAUCCUUCAACAGGACUCCCAAAGGAUGGACAUCUGAGAAUAUCCCUGUAGUGUUCAUUCAGCCUGCAGAAUCCAACACCGUUCCAGAAACAGAGGACCUGUGAGAGAGGCUGCACUCCACAUGGUACAAAAUGCUGAAAGCUGCACAUCCCUGUAUUUUUGGUCCAAAUAUUACUAAAGGCUACUGACAACAUUUUUCCUUGGAAGCAGGAGUAUAACUAAUAAUGUGAGAUGCAGUGUCUCUUUUCUGGCACCCAGUUUCAUCUGUAAACAUGAGCUAAAUAAAGUAACUUGG